Molecule: messenger RNA, 1070 nt
Organism: Dentiscutata erythropus
Lineage: Eukaryota; Fungi; Glomeromycota; Glomeromycetes; Diversisporales; Gigasporaceae
Source: the annotation of a GenBank genome assembly
AACUUAUCGUACAAUAGCAGACACGUUUUCAUUUCCUAUUGUUCUCUCCACUAUAAAAUCUGGUCGUCAAGAACUUUCUAUUACAUGUGUAGCAUGUGAUGAAUCCGGGCAAUUCUUUUAUACAGGAUCUAAGGAUCAUUCUAUAAUAAAAUGGGAUGUUAAAACCGGUAAAAAAUUACACUCUAUUAUUGGGGGUAGAAAAGAAAUAAAAAAAUUCGAUGGUCACACGAAUCAAAUUUUAGCUUUGGCUGUGAGCUCGGAUGGAAAUUAUCUGGCAAGUGGAGGCAGGGAUAAGAAGAUUAAUAUUUGGUCUACAAAGGAAAAUAAGUUAUUAAAAUGUUUUAUGCAACAUAAAGAUUCAGUAACGGGACUCAUAUUUCGUAAAGGAAAUAAUCAACUAUAUAGCUCUUCUUUAGAUCGUACAAUAAAGCUUUGGAAUGUUGAUGAAAUGAGUUAUAUAGAAACACUAUUUGGACAUCAAGACCAAGUUAUGGCAAUUGAUACUCUUUAUCGUGAACGUUGUGUUACUGUUGGGGCACGAGAUCGAACGUGUAGGUUAUGGAAGAUAAUUGAGGAGUCUCAAUUAGUCUUUCGUGGCGUUACUAAGGAAGCGACAUCAGAUAACGGACAAAUAUUUAAGGAAGGAAGUUUGGAUGUUGUGGCUAUGAUUGACGAAGAUAAUUACCUCAGUGGAGGGGAUAGUGGGGCUAUAUGUUUAUGGAACAUUAACAAAAAGAAACCAGUUUUUGUAAAUCAACUUUCACAUGGUUUACAAGAGUUUGAAUCGGAAAGCGAAGGUUCCAUUAAAUCUCCGCAUUGGAUUACCGCUUUGGCUACCUUGCGGUAUUCGGAUCUUUUUGCUUCAGGAUCAUGGGAUGGAAAAAUUCGUCUUUGGAAAUUGACAAAUAAUAUUCGUUCUUUUACACUUUUAACUGAAAUUCCUAUGAUAGGAUUUGUUAACGCUUUGGAAUUUAUAACUACAACUAUUGAUAAUAAGACAUUUCUUUUGGCAGGUAUUGGUCAAGAACAUAAAUUAGGCAGGUGGAAAAAAAUUAAAAAGGCCAAGAAUG